UCUCUCAGUUACCAGGCAUAUAAGGACCAAGAGCAACACAACAAGAGCAAGUCUGCUGUGGUGCGUCUCGUUUGAAAGGCACCAUGUGGAGCAUAUUACUCUUUCUCCUGGUCCAGCCUUUGCACACCGACAGCAUGGUCUGCCCUAACAGCUGCAUGUGCAACCUGGAGGGGGCCGUCAAAUGUGUGGGCAACAUCAGGGACGUGCCCAAAGGCAUGCCCACCAACAUGUACCUACUUCAGCUGAAUGGCACCAACAUGAAGGUUCUGAACGAACAGAGUCUGGCCAUGUUGCCCCUUAUGCUGCGUUUAGGCAUCAGCCACAGCCCCCUGGACACCAUCCACCCUGAGGCCUUCCAUGUGGCCCCGCAGCUCCUCUCCAUCAAGCUGUCAUCCAACGCCCUCUCCAGCCUCCCUUCCCGGGUGUUCAGCCCCUUGGUCAGCCUGGAGCAGCUGCAUCUGGAUGACAAUCGUCUGGAGUCCAUCGCUCCCGUGUUGUUCGAGUGUCUGGCCAACCUGAACGAACUGGACGUCAGUAACAACGCCAUCGCUCACCUCGCCCCCAAUGUUUUCCACGGACUGAGUAGCCUGCGCUAUCUCAACCUGGGGAGAAACUCCCUGCAGCAGCUGCCCCCCACCUUGUUCCACUCAUUGACGCGGUUGCAGUUCCUCAUGCUCUACAACAACAAGCUAGAGCGGCUAGAGGUGGGUGCCUUCGACGAGCUGGCCAACCUCCUGGAGCUCAAACUGCACAACAACCAGAUCGCAUACAUCCCCCCCGAGGUGUUCUGGGCCCUAGGCAACCUCAUGACACUCACCAUGUCCUCCAACCUGCUCCAGGGCGUCCCGGAUGAAAGCUUCUACAACCUUCCCAAACUCACCAAGCUCACUAUCUACAAAAACCCUCUGCUGUCACUGCCUGAUAAGUUGAUGGGCCAAAUGCCCAGGAUGAAGGAAUUCUACCUGUAUGACACCAACCUCAGCACCGUGCCCUGGAGCCUGUUUGCCAACAUGAGCGGGAUGGAGAGGCUCUCCCUGCACCUCAACAACAAGCUGAGGGAGCUGCCCCCUGACCUUUUUUGCUGCCUGCCCAACCUCCAGAAGCUUUCUCUCAAGUCCAAUGACAUCCAGGAUCUACAUCCAGAUAUCUUCUCCAAGCUGGCCAAUAUGAACACUCUGCUCCUGAAUGAUAACAAGCUUCGCUCCCUUUCUGAGGACAUAUUUAAGGGCAACCCCAGUUUGGCCAGCAUCGAGCUGAAGAACAACCAGCUGCAGACCCUUCCGGGGGAGGUCUUCUCUACUGCAGGGGGUUUAAGGGCUGUUACUCUGAGUGGUAACCCAUGGGACUGCAGGUGUGGCAUCAGAGACAUUGCAAGUUGGAUAAAGCUUAAUGAAGGCGUGGUUAGUGAUCGGACGGAUGUGAUAUGUCGUAAUCCGUACCCUCUACUUCUCCGCCCACUUGGUUCCCUACUCAACGAAGAGUUUAAGUGUGACGUUACCACACCCUCGAGCAGCCGCUCCACCCGCUCUUCGACCGAACUCAGCCAUGCCGUUUCCACUCCAGCUCUUGAGGAGCAAGAGGUGGUAGACUUCACAGCCACAACUACUGCACCCGAGGCUCCAUCAACCCAACAAACAGAAAAUCCCACUGAGAGUGUCCGGUUCACCACACCUGGGACUAGGCGCACAACAGCUGCCACACCGACCGCCGACGUUCUCGACAUUCUGGACGACGACUAUAUAUUCAAGCCUAUGGGCACCGACUCGCUCCCCGUCCAUGUCCUAUCCCCGCCGUUCCACGACAGGCUGGUGUUUGAGAACGGCCUCGAGUUUGUGCACAACAACCGCCUAAAGGGCUGGGUUUACCUGUGGACGCUGCCACCCAAUGGGGCUUACGUUGGUUUCCUCAUGGCUCUCCACAUCCUUCUAGUGGCCACAGGCGUGGCCCUGAUUCUGGCUGCCAUGUACGGGAUGUACCGUCUCCACCAGGCCACAGAAGACCUAGGAGCAAUACUCACAGGAAACAGGAAACACGCCAUCAUAUCAGAGAGGAAGCAGAAAGACCAAGAUAAACUGUAGCUUCGCCAAAUGCGAAGAUGAAGUACAGUAUGUGUCGAGAGUAUCAUUGUUGUGAAACAGUUUUUAAAAGAAUAGCGGAACAAGACCUUGGGAAACCUGUCAAUGUUUAAGCACAAGCCAACGCUGUCUGCAUUAUUUGAAGUUCGUUAGCAUUAGAAGAGUGUAACUGACAAUUUAUUCAUUUGGCAUAUCUCGUCUCCUCCCAGUGGUAGGAGCUUUAAACAACAGGAACAAACAAUGAUCCUCUCUCAACAUUGGUCCAAAGAGCCAGACCGUUAUGGAGUUAGGCUAGCUCUUUUUUAAUUAUUAUUGUGAAAAUAACGGAUGACGGUGUUGAUGACUACGCGGACCGAGCGAACAAUUUGUCAAUUCUAUUGGGUGAACCAUAUGUUCACUAAGCUGUGGGUAAAUUCACCUCUGGAGUACAAGCUAAGCAACCUUGUCUUACUCAUCAGGGUUUUCCAGUCAAUUAAUGGCCAUAUGGUGACCGUACGCAUUCUUUCAGCAAUACAACGAUUGGCAACAUCUAACCAGUGGAAAAUAACGUUGUCAUGGCUUAUUAGUUAGAUCGAGGUCAUACUGUUUCUGCAGCUGGGGAAAGUAAGCCGAACCGCAUGAAUAGAAAUGUCCUGAUGUCAUAAGAUUAUCUUAUUCCUGUCUUUCCCACUAGCAGCUAUGAGUGAUCCUAAUAUGCCUGUAUAUUUUACGCACGCACGCACACACACACACACACACACACACACACACACACACACACACACACACACACACACACACACACACACACACACACACACACACACACACACACACACACACACACACGUAAGUGAGGUACUGAUAUCUUACUAUUUAACUGCUCAGAGAUAUCUUGGUAGGCCGACAGUUGUGAAUUAUGAAAAUUGGGGGACUUUUGGAUGACCCCCACAAAUCACAAGACCAAUUGUAGUCAUUUAAAUGUAUUAAACACAUUGAAAAAAAGCGGAAAAGGGGACAAGGGGACAUGAGCUUCAUGUAUUGUAGGUGAGCCAAUGCUUUUCUUUUGACUCACGGUACACGACGGACAGAUACGAUGAGGCUCCUAUCUCAGUCCUAAAGAAUGGGAAGCUCAAGUACACCAUUUGUCAAUAUCAUAGUGUAGUAAGACAUUUUUCGUUGGGAAAUGUUCAUUGCAAGGUUCCUUUCAAAACAAAAACAAGCAUCCACAAUGAAAAAGUGUUUAAGGCAUUGGUAUUCAUUUAUCAUCAUGUACAAAGUUGCCUAUAAAACGUUUGUUUUAUCCCAUUACUCUUGUGUUGGCAGAUAAUUCUCAUGUAGGCUAUUUGAGAACUACGCUGUUAAGAUAGAAAGACUCAAAGCAUCGUCAUUGUGUAGUGGAACCAUGAAAAGCAGUUCACCUAAGCUGAGAUCUGGUGUUUGGAGGGUGUUUGAAUGUAAACCCAAUGCCAGUGUUAUAGUACGGUGAAUGUAUUUGAAAACAGAAUGGGGAUUCAGAAAGUGGUUCUUCAGUUUGAAGGUUGGUGUUAAGAUGAAAACCAUUUCUGGUGUUUCAGUGCAUGUAAAAGGCAGCAUCUGAACACCAAAAAAACAUGUUUUGGCAGACUGACUCUCAUACAAUCAAAUGGUUUUGAAAUGACAAUGGUUUAUAGCGUAAAUAUUGAUUGGUGAUGAUUUUAUUUGAGUUUAAAAAGUUAAGAUAAUUAUGGGAAUUGAAUACUUUUCCUAGGGUAGACAAGGGCACUAAUUAUAGGCUACUGUUGCCAGUCCCAUUGUGAGAUUAGAAUGAUGUUACAAAUCAAAAUGAAAACUCUUUAUGUUGUCAAAACAUUGUCUUAGUCCACUCAGUCAGUCUUCAGGACUAAACUGUUGUGCUGAACCACCCUUCUUGUACUGAGCACAUCGGGCAUGAUUCAGACUUGCGAUAGACUUAACAUGGACUCAAUAAAAUAUGGACUUAACUCAAAAAAUGUUAAAGUCCAUGUUAAAUCAACUUAUAUUUAUUUUUGUACUUUGUUUAGAAGGAUUAGCAACAGGAGACUGAUUAAAUAGUGGAUUUUACCCACUCAACCACGCACCGUGUGAAGAACUUGGGCCCCCAUAUCAGAAUGUUUAGAUUAAAGGCAAAAUUUGAACUUCAGACAUUGUGCUUCUUUACUGUUUAGAAUUGCUCCAGUCUGGAGCAUGGAGGUGGAGAGAGGGCAUUCGUAUCUGGUGUGCCCUCUAAGCAAACUCUAUGGUCAAGUAUAAAAACAGGCAAGUAUGCGGGCACCUCCCCUUUAUUCAGGUCCUUCACGAACUCAUACAGGAAAGAGCUCAACAAACGCUGAGGUGAAAUGCUCCAAAAUAAUCCAAGAAACUAUGCGUCAAUGACAAUGUGAGUACAAAACGUUAUUACACUGAAGAAAGAAACAGAAAAGGAAUUCACUCAACAAGAACUAGCGAGCAGAUCUGAUCCACUUGCUUACAGCUAGUGAUGUUAGGUUUCAUACCGGCGCUCCAAGGUAUGCGUCGAAAUCGCAAAGCAGCUAACCUCGAAGAUGUCUGCCGAUGCGUCUGCCGACUUUAUCAGCAGUACGUCAUUAAUGACCUCUGAAGCUUUGUUUGAUCAAGUGCUUUUUCAAACCGUGUGUUGCAAAACGCAAGAUCCCACUGAUCAUGCCGUUGUUCUGGUGCCUUUUCCGAUUCCAAGCUGAUUUCAGACACUGACCUCUACUGGACACUGUACAUACAAAUACAGUUAGGAUUUUGUACAAAAAGUUUCACCUAGCCGGUAGUUUAGCAGAUAGACGAGGGAACUAUGUAACAGUCAUGGACGUGAGGGUUCGGGUCGAAUCCCGUUGAAGGCACACUAUGUAGAAAACUAUUCUUUCUGCACUGUUGCUCAAAUUUGUUUUAUAUAGUAUAAACUUCUGUCUUACGCAUCCUAGAUAAUGCCAUAGAUUCAGUUUUUUCAAAAUAGUCAAGCAUGAUGUAAGAUGUGAACCUAGUAUUCCAACUGAUUAGGCUACUAAAGCCAAUGACAUACAGCUGUGCCACGAUGCUAUAAUGAAAACAAUGGGUGAAAAAAAUAUCUCUGAUAAUCACACACUGCUAUUUAUUGCUGACCAGCAGAGGUCACUAAUGUGCAUUGGGAACAUCAUAAAACGCUGCAUAAUUAACAGUUUAUCGGCACAAUUUGGUGAAAGCGCCAAAGCCUCGGUUUCCCAUCACUACCUAUAGCUGCACUAGGGUCAGACAGGCUUCCUGUGUAGAUUAAGACACUCUGGAGCUGGCGCGAGAUAUGGCUCGGAAAACACACCUCAAUUCAGGGAGGACAAAUGUGUUGCAUUCCGAAUUGUCCUCUUAUCCCUACUGUUACACCGAAAAUAUUGUUUUUAUUCUCAUGCUAGCUAGCAGUAGCCACAGCAGCCAUUGUGGAAUGGCAUGUCGCAUUGAACAACAAAGGAGCUGAUUUGUUGACACGGCCAUUCCUAAAUGGCUGCUGUUGCUUCUGCUGCCUAAUAUUAGGACGAAAAGGACCGUUUUCUGGAAAAACUAGCAUUCGUUAAAUCUUCUACACGUAACAGUUGGGAUAAUGGGACAAUUAGGAGCACAAGGCACUUCUCAUGCCUGGAUUGAGGUACGUUUUCCGAGCAAUAUCACUCCGGCUCCGCAGUGUCUUAAUCUACACAGGAAGUCUGUCCGACUCUUAUACAGUUGUAAGCAAGCGGGUCGGAUCUGCUGGCUAAACAAGGGCGUUUGUUUUGAGUAGCAUUUCGGCUGCUAACGGUUGCUGUACGCUUAUAGUCAAACAGACAUUUUGAUUCGUUGGUUCGUUUUCUUAAUGCUACAUGGUAGUUAACCGACACGUCGUGCAGAUGUUUUUAUGCAAAUGAAGGCCUGUUUUUUUGGCUUGCCAGGUAUUUCUUUUGUUUGGCUUGCCUACUAGCUUUAUAUAUUGUUUGAUGCCUGCACCACAUGCUAUAUGUUACACUAAAUAGUCACUGCCAAUUUAGACUGUUCUAGCGUUGGCCUGCCUCGCCACAUGUUACUGCAUCCCACUUUUGACAUUCAUAUUGUUCAGUUGUUGCUAUGUCUACAUAGCUUCAUCAAUGUAUAUGCAUUUUGCUAUUGAUGUUUAAUAAUUGUAUAUUUGUAUAGCAAUGUAUGAAUAUUAUAUUAGUUAAUAACUUCAUUAUGCAUUCAUGCACCAUCAUUAUUGCUUGUUAUUAUUAUUUGCCUGUAGAGAAACAUACGUACUACGUUACCAACAGGCUGGCCAUACCUAACUAAAGGAAUCAAGACAAGGAUCACAGACUAAUGCCGUCUGACCUGUCAACUGUCAAUCAUAUCGUUAAACUCUACUCUACUGUGAUUCAAUACAUCUGAACAACCUUCCAUGUACCAUCUUCUGAAUUUAAAGACUGAAUUCAAAUACAUUAGCAUAAUGGAUGACUGGUGUAUCGCAUUGAGCCCUGGGCUGAAGUUUUGUAUUAGUAGUCGUUGCCUGUAUUUUUGUCCAGGAAUCUGAAGUAUAAUGGCAUAUUUCCCUGGAUUUAGAAGAAUAUGAUUAAUACCGUACAGAUCUUUGAACUGUCUUGAUCAAUAUUUAAAAAAUGUAAAAGACC
Messenger RNA from Oncorhynchus masou masou (cherry salmon), 6685 nucleotides. RefSeq names its product platelet glycoprotein V. Gene Ontology annotation, molecular function: protein binding. The record is from RefSeq and is a predicted model, not a curated record. Lineage: Eukaryota; Metazoa; Chordata; Actinopteri; Salmoniformes; Salmonidae. The transcript has 2 exons. Gene Ontology annotation, cellular component: extracellular matrix. Bases 84 to 2078 code for a protein of 664 amino acids.